Messenger RNA from Clupea harengus (Atlantic herring), 9471 nucleotides. RefSeq names its product multiple PDZ domain protein (gene mpdz). Lineage: Eukaryota; Metazoa; Chordata; Actinopteri; Clupeiformes; Clupeidae. Bases 421 to 6894 code for a protein of 2157 amino acids. Gene Ontology annotation, molecular function: protein binding. The transcript has 51 exons. The record is from RefSeq and is a predicted model, not a curated record.
CUUUUUUUUAAACAUAUAUUAAAAUCUUGCAAUUACCCUCUUUCAGUGUUGGUAGUAUUAGGCAGUCUAGGCCUACUUGACAUUCAUUCAAUUGUAAAAUAUGUUGCUUGAGGGCCUAGUUGUCAUGGUAGCCACCAAGCGGCGCUUGUGACUUGUUCAACCCCUCCCGCCCAGGGUAGGCGGCGGCGCACUUCAACUCACGGUGCCGCUAUUGCUGAAAAUGUCCAUAGAGGAUCGAGUUACACCGCGGCCCAUUUUUAAGCCAGUCGAUGCGCCGUUAGCCGGAGGACAGCAGGGUAGGAUAGGCUACGUCCCGUUUCGAGAUUCGGAAGGCAAGGAGCUGCUUCCAACUUACAUGUCUUCAUUAAGGAGUAAUCACUGACAGAGGCCCUCAUCAUUAGCAACCAGAGCACCAUAAAGAUGAUCGAAACCAUGGAUACCCAGCGUGCCUUGCAGGCGGUGGAGCGUCUCCAGGCCAAGCUGAAGGAGAGGGGGGAGGUGCCCAUCGAGGAGAAGCUGGGCCUGCUCAAGUCCGUCCUGCAGAGCCCCCUCUUCCACCAGAUCCUCGCCCUGCAGAAGUCCGUGCAGCACAUCAAAGACCAGCAGGGGAUUGUACUCCCGGCCCUCAACUCCGACUUCGGCGAGACCUAUGGCCUGGCCCAGCAGAAUGGCGGCCAUUUUGGACAGGACGGCUCACAGGUUAAUGGGAAACCCUCCCAUGAUGAAUUUGAGCACAUCAUCCGCUCCAUGGCUCAGGGUCGGUACGUGACCUCCAUUGACCUGCUGAAGCCGCUGUCUGGGGGGCUCGGCUUCAGCGUGGUGGGGCUGCGCAGCGAGAACCGUGGGGAGCUGGGCAUCUUCGUGCAGGAGAUCCAGCUGGGCAGCAUUGCACACGGUGAUGGUACGCUGAAGGAGGCGGAUCAGAUCCUGGCCAUCAACGGGCGCCCUCUGGACCAGAGCGUGACCCACCAGCAGGCCAUCGGGCUGCUGCAGUGUGCGGUGGACAGGGUGCAGAUGGUGGUGGCCCGCGGGCCCAUCCCUCAGCUGUCCAGUCCGGUGGUGUCACGCACACCGUCUGCGGCCAGCACACUGUCUGCACAUUCCAGUGCCACCCACUGGACCCACGUGGAGACUAUUGAGUUGGUGAAUGACGGAACAGGGCUGGGCUUCGGCAUCGUGGGGGGCAAGACCACCGGUGUGAUCGUCAAAACCAUCCUCCCCGGGGGUAUCGCUGAUCAGGAUGGCCGUCUGCACAGCGGGGACCACAUCCUGAAGAUCGGGGACACGGACCUGUACGGGAUGGGAAGCGAGCAGGUGGCCCAGGUGCUGCGGCAGUGUGGGAACCGCGUCAAGCUGGUCAUCACCCGGGGCAACAUGGACGACGCCUCCACCACAGCGCCCCCUCCAGGCCUGGAGACUGUCGCCGAGCAACAGGGCUAUGAGGAAGAGGAGGCGGCGAAAGACGCGUUUGACGUGAGCUUGACAAAGAACGCCCAAGGCCUUGGUAUCACCAUCGCCGGCUACGUGGGGGACAAGAACUCAGAGCCUUCUGGUAUUUUUGUCAAGAGCAUAACGAAAGACAGCGCGGUGGAGCAAGAUGGUAGAAUCCACGUAGGAGACCAGAUCAUCGCGGUGGAUGGCGUGAACAUCCAGGGCUACACCAACCAGCAGGCCGUGGAGGUGCUGAGGCACACGGGCCAGACCGUGCACCUGAAGCUGGUCCGCCGCGGCUUCCAGCCCGAGGAGUUCCCCGCUGCCGUCACCGCGCCCACGCCCCCUCCCCCUCCCCUGGUCACCGUGGAGACCAAACCCCCUCCGCCACCCCCACCACCCAGGGACAUCCCCAUGGAGACGGAGAGGGAGACGGAGAGGGAGAGGCCUGUCGCCCCCGCAGAGGCUAAACCAGCUAAGGCCAACGAAGAGAAGUCGUACUCGGCUCUGGGUGAGUUCUCCAGCCAUGCGGUGACGGAGGCCAUUGACAUUGAGGUGAAGGAGGGAAUAAAACUAACUGCUGAGGAAGAGGAGGUGUUGAUGAAGAAGUGGCAGGCCGCUCUUGGGCCCAGCAAUGAAGUGAUAGUGGCCCAGGUGGAGAAGUUCAGUGAGAGCAGUGGUCUGGGGAUCAGUCUGGAGGCGAGUGGGGGUCACCACUACAUCCGCUCCGUGCUGCCAGAGGGACCCGUGGGGCGCUGCGGCAAGCUGUACAGCGGAGACGAGCUGCUCGAGGUCAAUGGGAUCCCUCUUAUCGGCGAGACCCACAAGGAGGUGGUGAGCAUCCUCAAGGAGCUGCCCGUCUUUGUCUACAUGGCCUGCUGUCGGCCCGCCCCCCUGCUGCCGACGGACAGGGAUGUCGGCCAAUCAAGGCUGGAGGAGGUCGUCGCGGAGUCCACCACGCAGGUGUGUGCCGAGUCGGAGGACUUCCUGGCUCCGGGCGAAUCAGGAAAGGGCGCCGCGAGGGACAGUGUGACGGAGGAGACGCUGGGCUCCUCCCUGGCCAUGUGGGAGACGGAGGUGCAGGACAUCGAGCUGGAGAAAGGAGAGGCGGGCCUGGGCUUCAGCAUCCUGGACUACCAGGACCCCGUGGACCCGGCCAAGACGGUGAUCGUCAUUCGCUCCCUGGUCCCCGACGGCGUGGCUGAGCUGGACGGCCGGCUGCUUCCUGGAGACCGUCUAAUGUUCGUCAACGCCACCGACCUGGAGAACGCCAGCCUGGAGGACGCCGUACAGGCCCUCAAGGGAGCCGGCAUGGGCAAGGUCCACAUCGGGGUGUCCAAACCUCUGCCUACAGAGGAUGAGGACGGUGGGCCUUCGUCCCAAGACCUGUCUCUCAUCUUCACCAGUCUGGUGUUGAAAGGAAAGGACGAGCCGGAGCCCACGGACGGCCUUCUAUUCCGGGCCGAACCGGCUUUGAUUGACGCCAACGACUCUGAAUUGACGGACGAGAAGUUGUUUGAGCGACACUUCCCCGACGAGGAAGUAGAUGCCUUCCAGGCCUCCAUGAUUGCUCUCCACGGAAGUACGUGCAGCUCUGACCUGGAUUACUCGUUGACCAUGCAAACCUCCACACCCCAGCGGAGCGGGCGUCUGGAGGCGUUCACCGAUUACUCCUUUUUGGCACCGUCUGGUACGGUGGACCCCUGCAACACCCAGCCCUUCUCCCCAGAGGAGGUGCCCCAGCUCUUCUCUCCGUCCCGAGCGGAGAGCAGGGUCCUGGGCCAGGGGCUGCCUGGGACCAGCCUGUUUGCGGAGCUCCAGCAAACCCAAAUGGAGUCGUUGGCGUCAGCGGUGGGAUUUUCAGCGGAGUCGAGCGCUAAAGUGGAGUCCGAUGAGUUGGCGCACAUGCAGCUGGACUUGAACUUGCGUGACCUUGGGUCUGGAUUGGUCCAGAACUCGUAUCUCACCGACAGUCAUGAGUUUGGAGAGGACGUGCGCCCACUCGUAGAGGAAGUGGAGUCUCUUCCAGUCACCAUUGGGAGCAACUUUGAGAGGACGAUCACUGUUGUCAAGGGCAACUCUAGUCUAGGUAUGACGGUGAGCGCGGUAAAGGACGGGUUCGGGAUGAUCGUCCGCAGCAUCAUCCACGGCGGCUCCAUCAGCCGGGACGGGCGGCUGGGCGUGGGCGACCUCAUCCUGGCCAUCAACGACGAGGCCACGGCCGACCUGAGCAGUGCCCAGGCCCGCGCCAUGCUGCGCCGCCACUCCCUCAUCGGGCCAGACAUGGGAUCUUCAGUCGCCGCCGAGGAAGAUUCAUGCCCCUUUUAUGUUUUCACGUAUGUACCAGCUGAGUACCUGGAUGAGUACAAGGCCAGUCUGCUGGAGAAAGAUGGAGGGUUUACCAUCAACACAUCAGAGGCUCCGCGGAGAGAAAUGUCGGAGCUUCCCGAGAGGGAGGAAGGGGAGGGGGAGGAGAGCGAACUCCAGAGUGCUGCCUACAGCAACUGGAACCAGCCCAGGAAAGUGGAGCUGCAUCGAGAGCCUGGCAAGUCUCUGGGCAUCAGCAUCGUGGGCGGCCGGGGCAUGGGCAGUCGCCUUAGCAACGGGGAGGUGAUGAGGGGCAUCUUCAUUAAGCACGUCCUGGAGGACAGCCCUGCUGGACGCAACGGCACCCUCAAGACAGGGGACAGGGUUGUGGAGGUGGAUGGGGUUGACCUGAGAGAUGCCAGUCAUGAGCAGGCAGUGGAGGCCAUUCGCAAGGGAGGAAAUCCUGUGGUCUUCCUGGUCCAGAGCAUCGUCCACCGGCCUCGGAAGCCGCUGCUGCCCUUUCUGCAGGUUAGCGCCCCCUCUGGGCCAAACGCACACUGCACUAACCUCCCCUGCAGCUUCCUGCCCCUGCUGCAACAGAACGCACACAGCACUAACCUCCCCUGCAGCUUCCUGCCCCUGCUGCAACAGUCAUCGACAACCGACCACGUAGAGGAGAGAUCAUCACCCACAGCCAGACUCGACAGUGACAAGGAGGCUGAGAGUCAGAGUAGACUUCUCCUCCGCCUCUCCCCAACUAACCCUUUCACUCCUACACCCUUUAAGGCUCAGAACCGGGAGAAGAGUUCCCCCACUGCCCUUCUGCUGCCCCUGCCCGUGGUGCCCCACGUGGGGGAGACGGACACGGACACGCUGACCGAGAUCCCCGACCGGCUGGACUCGGAGGAGGACGAGUUCGGCUACAGCUGGAAGAAGAUGAGCCAGCGCUACGGCAGUCUCCCCGGUGUGCUGCACAUGAUUGAGCUGGAGAAGGGCAAGAUGGGUUUGGGCCUGAGCCUGGCGGGGAACCGCGACCGCUCCCGGAUGAGCGUGUUUGUGGUGGGCAUCGACCCCAGCGGGGCGGCGGGACGAGACGGGCGUCUGCUGGUGGGGGACGAGCUGCUGGAGAUAAAUGGGCAGAUUCUAUACGGUCGCAGCCAUCAGAACGCCUCCUCAAUCAUCAAAGGUGCCCCAUCCAAGGUCAAGAUCGUCUUCAUCAGGAACAUGGAAGCGCUGAGCCAGAUGGCCGUGGGACCUGUCAAGGAGUUUGGAGAUGCUCCGGAUCCCAGCACUAAGGACUCAGGAGCUGCUGCCAUCACCCCCCCAGCGACAGACGCCGACAUGUUCAAGUAUGUUCAGCACAUCGUCCUGCCCAAGGAUGAAGGUGGAGUGGGCCUGUCCUUCAGUAAAGAAGAGGACACCAUGGGCGGAGUGCUGAUCCUCAGCAUACCGGAGUCUGGGCCUGCAGCACACGAGGGCUCCAUAAGAGUUGGUGACAGACUCCUCGCCAUUGAUGACGAGGUGGUCGCAGGAUACACUGUGGACAAGGUGUCGUCGUUGCUAGGGAAAGCCAAGGGCCCUGUGAAACUGACCAUAGGCUCUCAGGAACCCGCCGCUCUCUCCUCCUCCUCCACCAAUGAGAGCAGAGUGUCUGACGGCGUCCUCAAUGCCCCAGCCACUGUGCCUCAGCCAACCAUGGGCCUGCCCGAGUCGGAGCCAAUCAGAAGCUCAAGCAGGUCGUCCACUCCGGCCACGCUGGUGUCCGACCCCAUCACCUGUCCCAUCAUCCCCGGCUGCGAGACCACCAUAGAGAUCUCAAAAGGACGCACGGGACUGGGCCUCAGCAUCGUCGGGGGCUGUGACACUCUCCUGGGUGCCAUCAUCAUCCAUGAGGUCUACGAGGAGGGGGCGGCCUCCAAGGACGGCCGACUGUGGGCUGGGGACCAGAUCCUGGAGGUGAAUGGUAUAGACCUGCGCAUGGCGACUCAUGACGAGGCGAUAAACGUGCUGCGUCAGACCCCUCAGCGGGUGCGUCUGAGCGUGUACCGGGACGAGGGCCAGUACAAGGAAGACGAGCUGUGGGACGUCUUCACCGUGGAGCUCCAGAAGAAGCCAGGACAGGGCCUGGGCCUCAGCAUCGUGGGCAGGAGGAAUGACACAGGGGUGUUCGUGUCGGACAUAGUGAGGGGGGGUCUGGUGGAGUCGGACGGGAGGCUGAUGCAGGGCGAUCAGAUCCUGUCUGUGAACGGGGAGGACGUGCGCACUGCCACACAGGAAGCCGUGGCUGCACUGCUCAAGUGCUGUUUGGGCCCCAUCUCUAUAGAGGUGGGUCGCUUCAAGGCUGGACCCUUCCACUCCGAGAGAAGACUCUCACAGAACAGCCAGCUAAGUGAAUCAGGCAACUACAAGGUGGGCCCUCACUCACGGUUGGGCAGCCUUCAAGGUGAUUACGACAACACACGCAGAAGUCACGAAUCGUUGGAUCAACAGGAUGUCAGAACUGUUGAACUCACAAAGGGUCCAACAGACUCUCUGGGCAUCAGUAUAGCGGGAGGAGUGGGCAGUCCUCUGGGCGAUGUGCCCAUCUUCAUUGCCAUGAUGAACCCCACAGGACUGGCUGCCCAGACACAGAGACUAAGAAUGGGGGACAGAAUUGUGAGCAUCUGUGGGACUACAACAGAGGGCAUGUCACACAGCCAGGCUGUCAGUCUGCUCAAGAAUGCAAGCGGGCCCAUUGAGCUGCAGGUGGUAGCUGGUGACACCACCGUGACCAGUCCUACUCCGGAGCAGGCAGCUGCUGGUCUCGCUGUGUCGGGCCUCACGGCCAGCAGCAUCUUCCAUGAUGACCUUGGUUUUUUUUGCGUUCUCACAUGCAGCCUCUCCAGACCCCCCCAGUAUAAGAGCAUCACUCUGGAGAGAGGGCCGGACGGACUGGGCUUCAGCAUCGUGGGGGGGUUCGGCAGCCCCCACGGAGACCUGCCCAUCUACGUCAAAACCGUCUUCGGAAAGGGUGCGGCAGCAGAGGACGGGCGUCUGAAGCGAGGCGAUCAGAUAAUGGCGGUUAACGGACAAAGUCUGGAGGGAGUCACUCACGAGGAGGCCGUGGCCAUACUCAAGAGGACCAAAGGAACAGUCACACUUACCGUGCUCUCAUAGUCACACACACACACACACACACACACACACACACACACACACACAGACACACCUCUCGUAAUACAGUUUUAGAAACACACACACACACCUCAUAAUACAGUUUUAGAAACACACACACACAGUUGCAUUAAUUAACUGUGCAGUCUUAGACACAAACAGUAUAACUCAAUAUACCGUAAUAAACAGACAAACACACACACACAAACUCACUGUGACAAUAUACGACCCACACACAGACUCUUCUUCACGCAGUUUGCUGUCAAGGAGAAUCACAUAUAUACAUAGACAUAACCACUGUGAUUUUGUAGACAAACACACCAGUGCACGUGCACGUGCACACACACACACACACACACACACACACACACACACACACACACACACACACAAGUUUACACUGUGAAGGUGAGAGUUCACAUGUACACAUUCAGUGUUGGUAACACACACACAAAGCCAUAAAUAUCUUGAUUUAUUUAGACAGGGGGGAUAAGCACACCUAGAAUAGGCUUGAUUUAUCUCAAAGUGUGUGUGUACAGGUGUGUGAGUGUGUCAUCACACAUGUUGGUCGACAAGCACAUACACACACACACCCACACAUGCCAUGCAUGCAGAGGAAACACUCCCUCUGAAAACACACACACACACCCAGACACACACAAACACACACACACACAAACUACAUCUGUCAAUGUGUAUUGUGUAACGUGUAGAAUUUGUAUUUUUAGCUAUGAGUCACUUUCCCCCGAACCUCCUAUCUCAACAGAGAGAUUCCUCUGAAAGCACUGGAACUAAAGCCGCCCAGACUACUCACAUCUGCGCGCGCACACACACACACACACAAAACACACACACACGAAUCACAAUUCAAUCGUAUAACCGAGUCACACAAACUCUUAGAAACAAUCACGUGGCUUUACCUAAGCCGUAUCAUCAUCAUCAUCAUCAUCAUCAUCAUGUCAUUCUAUGUAAAGGACCAAUAAUUCUACACUCCAAUUCUACACUCCAUGAGCAGCAGACGGGCCCAGAACAGGCCAAGAACCGGCCCAGACCCGAGUUUACUUUAUUAUUGUAUUAUAUUCAGUCCAACUGCACUACGGCCUGCUGCUGCUGCUGCCGUGACCCCGUAUAUCACCCCAUGUGUCACUGUUUAUUAUUCCCCCCUUGUGUUUGUAGAAUAUACAGCUCAUAAGGCUAACUUGUAAACGCUGUCUUAUGCUGUUAUUUCCUAUAUGGAAGAGUCUGAAAUUGGACACACUGUUACAGGCUAACCCGUGAGAAUAUUUGGGCAGUUAAAACUGUAAGCUCCACAUGGAGGUAUCUAAUAACCAUGUCAGCCAAUGACAAUCCUGGAUUCGUGGAGAUCAUCAAGCACAUAUUUGACUGAAUCACUGCUGAUUUUUUUAAAGAAUGUACACAAACGGUUACUGAAGAAGUGUUUUCCCCAAGCUAUCCCUUGAGUUGUUUUGAUGUCUUUGUGGACAUGAGUGUUAUAACAUGAAGUACACACACUCCGAGAAGUACACACACUCCGAGAAGUACAAACACUCCACUAAGACGGAGUAAGAGAACAAGAGAAGUGUAGUUGCUGCUUUAGACUACUGUAAAAAAAAAGAAGAAAAAAGGAAAAAAAGUUUGUUCAGUAUUUUAUCUUUCAAGUGUUACUGUUUUUGUUUUGUUUUUGCUUAAGCGUUACGCCUGUGUAACUCCUCAAGUGAAAACAAUUAGUCUAAUAGAUUAUGAGUUGAAGAUAUAAAGUUUGUAUGCAAAAAAACACAGCACCACAGGCUCCUAGAGGUCACACGUGUGUACUGCACCAGGAUGCACUCGUCACAUAUACUUACAGUGCAUUACAUCCACAGAUCCUCCUUCAGUCUAAACGAAGUCCACAUGCUUCAUAAUCCGUCACAAGAAAAGAGCAUUUGGCCCUAACUUAGCUUGGCUAGGCCAAUGCUGAAGUCAAGCUCUGUAAUUACCACAUGGUUGGGUUUCAUGGUCCGAGGGCUGCUGUCAUAGCACUAGGGUUAAGGUUAGUGAAGGAGAUUAAAAUAAACCUUAGAGUCCCCUGGGAUUGUUAUCAUACACGUGCAUGUAUACACGUACACACACACACACACACAAGGUUUCUUGUGUUGUGGCUUGUGACAGAAUAAGGCUCUUUCAUGUGCAAAUGACUGUACCCAGCAUCCAAACGGCCUCAUUUUCUUGUCCCAUUUUACCCAAGAGCUCAUGUCAACGCACACACACACACACACAGAUUAUCUUCCAUGGACUAAUGGAUCCAUCAGUGAGAUGGUUGCUUAUUGUCUGAAACCGUUGGCAAAGUGUUUUCCCCCAAUGAGCCACGUUAGAACAGUAGGACCCUAGAGUCAGACACACUAGGUAGACACCUUCGCUAGUUUUGCAACUAUGUAAAUAGACGAAAAAUCCUGUUGAAAGUCAAAUUCAGAGAAGUUUUAUUUUGACGGCUGCUGUCUCUGCACCUCGAGUAAACACCACACACGGCUGCUUCUCCUUCAGCACCAUCACAGUGUUAUGUUAUUCUGCAGCUCAAGUAAUAAAAGUGACCUUCAGACCUCA